AUGUAAAUAGGAAACACAUGUGAUUGGGAAGUGCCAUUUUAUGUAAUAAUUAUUAAAAUUUUGAACAAAGUAAAUUGGAAAAGUUAUAAAUGGCAUUUUGAGUCCAAUACAAAGUUGAUUUAACUGUCUUAUUUUAGUAAUGAUUAUUCUGAAGUGCUCCAACAUUACUAAAAUGUUUUAUAUUGUUGAUAUGUACACAAAUUAAUAGCCUGAGUUAAUGUUUAUAUUGUUAAAGUUCAUUUUUAAAUCCCAAGCUAAAGCUGAAGUCAGAGAAUAUGCUAGGAUGGCAGUUAAUGAUCUGUUGUAAAUGGCAGUGUUUGUUACAUGUGAAGCAGUCCAGCUACAGAAUAUUUUGGUAAAGAAAUAUACAGGACAAGGUCAGUGUUAGUGAAUGUUAUUGAACAAUAUUAUUUGAUUUGUUGACUGUACAUGAUCUGUCUUGCAUGGUUAUAAAAACUAGAAACAGUUAUAUGUAAGCUGAUUGUGAAAGAAAUACGUGAUUGUAUUAAUAAAUAUGACUGAAGCACGGCAAAGAGGAACAUCGCUGUCGUCUCAUUUCAUUUGUCCCUUGUGUUUCACAGGGAACAAUUAAUCUGUUUCACAGGCCCAAAACCUGGGUCUGUUACAUCAGGGUCUUCGGGUCAUCAUGUUCUGCAUCUGUCUCCCACUGUCCACGUGAUCACGUGGCAGAUUUGACGCAUGCGCGUCUGGUAGAUCGGCAGAAGAAGAUGGUUUCCGGCUUCAUCCCCGCACAGUUCUGAGCAGCUGAAAGCAGCCGUGUUUACCGCAGCUACCGCAGUCUCUCCCCCGCGACUGCCUGCGGCAGUCUGACACGAGGAGCCCGAUGUCAGUGGCGAAUGCAAAACACACGGUGCUGAGUCCGGUGAUCCCGUACACUGGACCCAUACCUGGAGGCCUGCACCCCGGGGAGAUCAUCAUCCUCCAGGGCUCCGUGCCCCCGGAUGCAGACAGCUUUCAGGUGGAUUUGGCGAGCGGCUGCAGCACCAAACCGCGCUCGGACGUCGCCCUCCGCUUCAGUGCUCGCUUCGGGCCCUCGCCCUGCGUGGUGUGUAACUCCCUGCAGGAGGACUCCUGGGGAGAGGAGGAAACGCUGCACCAGCUGCCUUUCAAAUGCGGAGCGCCGUUUGAGGCCAUCGUCCUGGUGCUGGAAGAUGUUUUCAAAGUGGCAGUAAACGGAGUCCACCUGCUGGAAUACAAGCACAGAAUCCCCAUUAACCGGGUCGACACAUUUUCCAUCUCCGGGAAAGUCAGGGUCCACGCCGUUGGCUACAUCCCAAACUCGGCAAUAUACUCAGAGUCAGGUGACCUGAGCCUCCCUUACAAAGGUCGCAUCCUGAAAGGAUUGAGUCCAGGACAGCAUAUCACAAUAAAAGGGCAGGUCAGCACGUAUCCCCACAGUUUUACAGUGAACCUGUGCAACAGUCAGACGGAGAACAUCGCUCUGCAUCUGAACCCGCGCAUGAAGUCUGGCGUCUUCAUCAGGAACUCCUACCUGACUGCGUCCUGGGGGCAGGAGGAGCGGGAGCUGCCCUUUUUCCCCUUCUCACCCGGGGAAUACUUUGAGAUCCUUCUCCUCUGUCAGCCGCAUCAGUUCAAGCUCGCCGUGAACGGCUCCCACCUGUUUGAGUUCAGGCAUCGGGUGCAGGACCUGAGCAGCAUCGACCAGCUGGAGAUCAUGGGGGACAUGGAGCUCAGCGACGUCAAACUCUGGUGACUUUGGGAGCCUCUGGUGCUACACUAGCUUAGCGAGGACGGAUGCUGAACGUGGAGACGUCCGCGCGGACUUGAAGGCUGCAUCUCUGCUCCGGUUUGGGUGGGAUUUCACGUAAGCUAGUCUAGCAUCGUCACUAACCAGAGAUCCUGCGGGCUCCACGGAUGGAUGACCCUUCUGGUUUUGAGAGGAGGGGCUGGUGCACAACAGCCUCCAUGACUGUUUACAGCCACAAGUUAGGCGUCCUUAGAUCAUCUCUUCUGUAUAACAGGACAAACAUCUUAACGCUAAAACACUGAUUUAGCUUCUACCUAUAUUGUUACAGUCAUUAAAGUGAAAAAAAAAUCAGAAGCUAAGUGUUUAUUGUGAACCCAUUUUUGAGACAAAUAUACCUUUUUUUGCUUUAUUUUACAUGAAAAAGUUAAUAUAUUCCCUCCUAAUCAAUAAUAUUUGUAGCCAUUUUAUUUAUAAAUAGUAGAUUACAUUUUUGGACCUUAAAGAUCCAUAAAUCUCAAAGUAUAAAGAGCAAGAGGCUGGGUGAUAUGGCCUAAACAUAAAAACUGUUUCACACUAACGCACUUUUCUUCCUCCCUUUACCUUCUUAAACUAAAAUGACAAUAUUUAACAUCUCCUCUGAGAGCUGUUUGCAGACAUUUUUGUCAAACUCUCUCCCUCCAGCUCUCCCGCCAUCCUUUCUUGUGCUUGUUUAGGUGCAGCAAGGCAAAAUAAAUUCUGUAUUGGCCGUUCCAACCUGGAAUCCAAAGCUUUCGUUGGCAGAAUAAGUUGCGAUCGCUUCCACUAGUUGAUAUUUUAACCUCUUACUCUGAACAACUGAAAUCAGGGGGAUAAAAUCCCAACAAUAAAUCAACAAAUUAAUAAAAUCAAUUAAUCGCCCAGCCCUGGCAAGGAUUCUGUAUCGAUGUAUUAAAAGGCACAUACCUGUGUGACUAAGCUAUCAGAAUCGACUUUUGAAUGUUUGGGAAAGAUCAAUCACUUCUUUUAAGCUUUUGUCAGGAAUAAGAGACAUUAUUUAUUGUUUGCCAUCAACCUUGACUCAUUCAUUUUACUCUAAAGUUCAGUUUUGUUCCAAUAAAGUCAUUUUGACUCAUUGA
Molecule: messenger RNA, 2844 nt
Organism: Oryzias melastigma (Indian medaka)
Lineage: Eukaryota; Metazoa; Chordata; Actinopteri; Beloniformes; Adrianichthyidae
Product: galectin-8
Exons: 9
Coding region: 845-1735 (296 amino acids)
Molecular function (GO): carbohydrate binding
Source: RefSeq, a predicted model, not a curated record